AUGGCGAUUGUUCCUGGGCCUUUGGUGCAGUUGUCACAGGACUCCCUGUACUUUCCACUUCCUCUCAAGGACAUCAUCAUUGAAAACAUCGUUCAGGUGAAGAAUUUGCUUGAGCGAACAGAGAACAAGGCGGAAAAUGUUAUUGCUUUCAAGGUGCUUGCCACGGUUCGUUGUCGCUACAACGUGCGACCCUCAACUGGCUUGAUAUUUCCUACAGAAAGCGUUAAAAUCAGGUUUCUUCUUAACGUGCCGCAUCUGCGGCAACAAGCCAAUGAACAAGGCACGGAAGCUGCUGUAAUUCUGCCGGAUGCAAAUACAAAGGAUGAUCUGCUGGUGGAUAUCGCUGUUUUGCCCAAGGAUCAGGCAAAGACGUACAUUGAAAACAUAAAUGAAGGUAAAAAUGGAGAGAAAACUGAAGGUGGGACUGCUGGGAUGUAUUCAGAACAGGCGGCUGCCUUCUGGAAGAUGCUUGGGUCAUCGAAGCCAAAAGGUCUACGAGCUGAGUGCCGCAAAUUGAGCUGCGUGUACGGAGAGGCAGCCAUUCCAGAGACUCUUGUAAUGCGGUUAAGUGGAGACAAACCAAAGUCGGCGGUGCCCCCGCAGCCUCUCACUCCCUCAAAGAAUGACGCCGUCUUUGCAUUGCCAUCAUCAAUGGUCCCAAAAACGCGUCCCAAUACGAAUAAUACAGACACAACAAGAAAAUCUCCGCCACGUGCCCUGCCGCGUUCUUUGCUUUCUGCGUCCGUCAGAAACCGAGAUAGGCCGUCUCCCUAUGCAGGCUCCUUGGGUGGUUUGCCUUCACCAAAGCCUCUGCCUCCUUUAGAGAGACUUUCAGGUGUCAACAACAACGUUGCUGGGAUCAAGGAUCCCAGCUUGCGCUCAGCUGCCGCAGCUUUACAUUUCAAGCCUGGGUUGGCGCGGCAGCAGCGACCACUAUGGAAGGAGUGCCUAUUGUUUCGUGUCUCCUCCCAGGUGUUGGCGGCACUGCUAAUCCUAUCGUUUCUGUGCGCCUUAUUUGAAAGUGGAACGUUUUUGAGUUGGUUGUUAAUAGGGCAGUAA
Molecule: messenger RNA, 1059 nt
Organism: Trypanosoma rangeli
Lineage: Eukaryota; Euglenozoa; Kinetoplastea; Trypanosomatida; Trypanosomatidae
Exons: 1
Coding region: 1-1059 (352 amino acids)
Source: RefSeq, a predicted model, not a curated record